GCUCAGUUGCAGACGAGCUGUCCUCUCCACCUUCUUGACGCCGCCGCCUCGUUGUACCCACCCGAUAUUGGAAUCCAUCAUUUCUCCGCGUCGAGCGUGCAAGAUAGGCGCUUCGAAAGCCUGACCGAGUCACGGCGCCAACCAGCACGCAACGUGCCUAGUUACCGCUCCUUUCCCGAAACGCCGGUCUCAAUGUGGUGGGAAACAUUGCAAACUCCACGGACGUCACUGCGAUAGGGACGGUGUAGCACAAGCCGCCAGCUGCGAUGGCAUAUCAGCAGCAAGGCGGGCUUGGGAAUGGCGGAGGAGGUCCGGAACACCAUGGCCCACAGGGCACUGAAUACACGUUGCAGGGUGUAAUGCGCUUCCUGCAGAUCGAAUGGCACAGUCACGAGCGAGCGCGCAAUGCCUGGGACAUCGAAAGGGCCGAGAUGAAGGCCAAGAUCGCGAAGCAGGAGGGAGAGGUCAGGCAGGCCAAGCGAAUCAAUGAGCAAUUGGAACGUCAAGUGCGCAUGCUGGAGAAGGCGUUGAAAAACGAGCGGGCAAGGAAACAAGCGCCCAACGGGACAACAGAGUCAACGGAAGAGAAAUCUGCGCAGGAGGAUGCGCAGAAGGUCAAGAAGGAGGACAGCAAGAAUGGUGAAAAGCAAGACAAGCCCAGCUUAGCCGCGCACAACUCCUUCCUCGAGACGACCGAGCUGCACGACACCAGCGAGAAGGCCCGCGAAGAAUAUCUCGACCAGACAACAAAAUAUCUCAAAAACUGCAUGAAAGAGAUACAAUAUUUGCUCACACCUCCGCAACACCCUCCGCCGCCGCAAAUACUUCCAAAUGGCAACAUUACUGGCCUCCCCGAUGCACCGCAUCCCAUGCAGGAUAUAUAUGAAAUGCAAUAUGGCGACCAAGCGCGACAGCAAGGAUACCGCAAUGGACGGGGCGCCGGUCAGGUCCUGCCCCAGCAGCAACAAAUACCGAACCAUCAACCUCCUCCGGUGCCAAACAGUUUACCGCAAUCCGCAGCACAACGACCUGAUAGCCGCGGGCUAAGAUACCCCGAAUAUUCGAACCAGCAGCCUGCCGAAAGCGUGCAGCAGCAGGCGCCGCAACCACCUGUACAAUAUGAAGAGCAAGUCGAGAACAUCACGCAUACAUUUGAUAGAGAAGGACGAGAAGUGCGGCAACCCGAAUCACACCUUCCACAGCCGCAGCGGCCGGGCAGACAACAGUCUGAUGCCGAGGGAUGGACUUUUGAUGAGGAGCCGCCGCCGCCAUUGGAUGCACCACCCCCAGACGUUCCACCACCUCGAAGGCCAGAUACGGACUUAUUUCCUAGCGCGGCAAGUCACUCUCAGGCGACGGCGAAAUCACCUCCGCGGACAGGACUCCAUGGUCGACGGAAAAGCUCAGGCUCGUCAAGCAUGAGCCGAAGACGAAGUUCUCAAGGCAAGAAUCAAACAGAUGAUGCAGCUGCAGCGAUAGAAAGCGAUCCGACACAGUUCAAAGUCAAGUUCGCGCUUCGAGGUCACCUGGACGUUGUGCGUAGUGUAAUCUUCAGCGGCGGCGGCAGUCCUUCAGAGCCGGAACUUUGCACUGCCGGUGAUGAUGGCACAAUAAAGCGGUGGAUUGUGCCUGCCACUUAUCAAAAUUAUAAUCCCGGGAACAAUAACCCGGAUCUAGACAUACAGGCCAUCUUUACUCACAGAGGUCACGAGGGAAUUGUCACCUCCCUUACCGCGCCCCCAGCCAGCACAGGUUUCAGCACUGGAGGACGGGCGAAUGGCGAAGGCUGGGUGUUCUCCGGUGGGCAAGAUGCCACGAUUCGCGUCUGGGAGCGAGGGAGAGUCGACCCCAAGGCCACACUUGAAGGGCACACAGACGCGGUCUGGGCCGUCUGCGUUCUGCCAGCUUCCGUCGGCGUUGUUUUUGGACCACAAUCUAGCAACUUUGGCGGGCCUGACCGGCUACUGCUCGUUUCUGGAUCUGCCGAUGGCACGGUAAAGGUGUGGGCGGUCAGUGCUCCGCCUCAAUCUGCUUCACCUGCUACUGGAUCUCGAAGAGGUGUUGGUGGCUCGAGAAGACACAGUGUGACGAGCGGCAGCAACUACCCCACAAGUCCCCAGCCGAGCGUGGCGAGUACGACUCCCUUCAGCUACACUCUCGUACAUUCGAUCGAGCGAGCUGGAGACAUCAAGGCCAGCCCUACAAGCAUUUGUCCGCUUUCGCCUUCUGGAGAGACGUUCGUUGUCAGUUACACUGAUUCGUCAGUGCUCAUCUUCGACACGCGGACUGGCGAAGAAGUCAUCGGCAUGGCAUCGGGUGAAACAUACGAUGGCACACCGGAUACUAGCAUUAAUGCUGUUGUAGCCACCAGCGCUGGCCUGGAGCAACACAGUGGCGGCAUACUUGAUGCUGCGACUCGCGGUCUGGACUCCGAAGAGGUCGGCGCUGGCGCUACGGGUGGAAGAGAGGGCCUCGAAGGCGUGGUGAUCACAGGGCAUGAGGAUCGUUUCGUGCGAUUCUUCGAUGCCAACAGUGGUCAAUGUACGUACACUAUGCUAGCCCACCCGGCCGCCAUCUCCGCCCUCUCCCUUAGCAAGGACGGCCGAGAAGCUGUUUCCGCAGGCCACGAUGCCUCGAUUCGAUUCUGGUCUCUGGAAAAGAGGAUUUGCACACAAGACAUUACAAGUCAUCGAGCCAUGCGCGGCGAAGGCGUCUGUGAUGUCUGUUGGAGCCAAGAUGGAAGACUCGUGGUUAGCGCUGGUGGCGAUGGCGUUGUGAAGGUGUUUGCGAGGUAGUUCGUCUCCUCAAAGUUAUUAGAGGAGGAGUUGAGUGGUACGUCGAGUCAGCUCGAAACGAUGGCUGAGAAGUCGCUCCCUCAUUCCCCUCCCCGGGGGCCGGAAGAAGAGCGUAUUUGCAUAUGGAUCAAUGAAGGAAAGCGUUUGAAAGAAGACGGAAGAGGAUGAAAGGUCAAAAAGCACAGUAUGCUUCUCCUUCCUUCACGAUCCCAAUAAUCUUUUCCUCAUUGCGGGAGAUUUGCGGCUACACUGUAUGGAUGGGCCAUCGGGACUAACUUUUGUCUCUCCUUCGUUGUGUAAAUAUCAUGAGAAGAGUUUCGCAUUGUUUUCUUUUACUUUCUAUUCGGAGUGAUGGCGGUCAUGGACAGAAGAAAUUUACUUCUUUGUACGGAUGAUCCUAGGGUAGAGCGGUGCAUAUGAGGCAUGAGAGCGAGCGAGCAAAGAAAGCAUGAGGACGGGAGG
This is a messenger RNA of Cercospora beticola, 3257 nucleotides long. RefSeq lists its product as uncharacterized. Gene Ontology annotation, molecular function: protein binding. The record is from RefSeq and is a predicted model, not a curated record. Lineage: Eukaryota; Fungi; Ascomycota; Dothideomycetes; Mycosphaerellales; Mycosphaerellaceae.